AUGCAGCUGACUUUCUGCAGGCUGCGUACUCACCAGUGGUGUUUCCUCCUCUUCAACCUCGUGCUCUUCCACAUCUUGCUCUUCGGAGCAGACCUCAUGGAGGAAUACUUCCUCCGCGCUUUACCCACCGCUUACACCGACGUGAAUGUCCUGCAAGCGAGGGAGGAAGCUCGGAAGUUGGAUCUGUCUCCCAUGAAGGACAACAUCUCCAAGGCUUUCGUCAUCGUCAACUCGGAGUCUUGCUCCGACAAAGAGAUCUUCCUCCUUGCCCUCGUCUUCAGUGGUGCAGGAAACGCGUCAAGACGCCAGGUAGUAAGAGAAACGUGGGCCAACGCAACCCACAUUCACAAUUAUUCCAUUCUCGUCUUGUUCCUCUUGGGGAAACCUUCUGAGGAAUCUACACAGUUGGAGAUCCUCAAGGAGAUGGAGACCCAUCCAGACCUGAUUCAAGGAGUUUUCCCGGACGCUCCAGAAAACCAAACGCUAAAGACUUUCAUCGCCGUGGAGUGGAUUGUAACCUUCUGCUCCCAGGCUAGAUUUGUUCUGAAAAUAGACGAGGAGGUGUUCGUCAAUGUCCCAGCUCUGGUGGAGUAUUUGCUGAACUUAAGAGCCCGGAACGAAGACGUCUAUCUGGGUAGGGUGGUCCUGCGAGAGUCGCCUGACAGAGAUGCCCAAAGUCGUGGCUUCAUCCCGCCGCAAACCUACCCAGAGAAAUACUAUCCUGACUACUGCGGCGCGGAGGCGUUUGUCGUCUCUCAGGAUGUGGCUCGGAAAGUCUUCGUCGCGUCCAGAGGAGUCCCGCUGUCCGUGCCUCCCGGAGUCUUCAUGGGAAUGUGCGCCAAGAAGGUCGGGGUGGUCCCGGUUCACAGCUCCCGCUUCUCUGGGAAAAGGCACAUCCGCUUCAACCGGUGUUGCUACAAGUUCCUGUUCACUUCCUUCGUGGAGAGCGAGAGCCUGUUGCUCCAGGAAUGGGAGGAGAUCAGCCACGGCCAAGACUGCACGCUGCUGGAGACCUAUUACGGGCUGGUUUCUUGCAGAGUCAUGACAUAUCUGGACGGAUUCAAGCGCCUGAGUGUUGACGCCCUUCCGGGCCUGGGUUUUUCUGAUUAACCCUGGAUGUACCCAUUGUGUUGAAACAAGUUGUGCUGAUUUGUAAGUUGUUUCCUAAGUUACGUACUGUGUGUUGCCUUGUUUCUUUUCCUCCCGUUUGAAUGCAGGUAGGGGCUUCCAAACAUCCACAUCCUAAGAACAUGGGAGGAUUGUUACACAUCGUUAUAGUCGCUAUAGUCAUGGUUUCAUAGUCUUCUACGUUAUGGUUUAAGAUUUGUUAGUUGCUCCAAUGGAAAGAUAUAUUUUGUAUAAAUAAAGGUAAUUCCAAAUCUGAGAAAAACUGAAAGCCUUGCUAAGAGGGCCCUUGUGCUGCUGAAUCUGCUGACCUGAAGGUUGUCAAGUCAAAUCUAAUGGACAGGGUGAGCUCCCGCUGUUAGCCCCAGCUCCUGCCAACCUAACAGUUCAAAAACAUGCACGUGAGUAUCACUUCAGUGGGAAAAGGCAAAGAGAGGCUUCAAGUAGUUUUGCAAGCCACACAACCAGGUGUCUACGGAGAACGCAUGCUCCUUGGCUUGAAAAUGAGGAAGAGAUGAGCAUUGCAUCCUGAGCCGGAAAUGAAAGGAGAAGCCUUUGCCUUUGUCUGUGUAUUUGUUUCACUGUAUGUCAUUGCAACAAAGCAUUAAAAG
Messenger RNA from Anolis carolinensis (green anole), 1736 nucleotides. RefSeq names its product beta-1,3-galactosyltransferase 9 (gene b3galt9). Bases 1 to 1110 code for a protein of 369 amino acids. The record is from RefSeq and is a predicted model, not a curated record. Gene Ontology annotation, molecular function: hexosyltransferase activity. Gene Ontology annotation, cellular component: Golgi membrane. NCBI's taxonomy places the organism in Eukaryota, Metazoa, Chordata, Lepidosauria, Squamata, Anolidae. The transcript has 2 exons.